Molecule: messenger RNA, 598 nt
Organism: Triticum aestivum (bread wheat)
Lineage: Eukaryota; Viridiplantae; Streptophyta; Magnoliopsida; Poales; Poaceae
Product: inverted formin-2
Exons: 3
Coding region: 1-579 (192 amino acids)
Source: RefSeq, a predicted model, not a curated record
AUGCCUAGGUAUUUGAGGAAAAGGAGCCACCCCCACCCCACUGGGCCAACAGGCCCAGCUGGCCACCAGGCCGCCCGACCGGCCCACCCCACUGCCUUAACCCCCCCACUCCCCCGAAACCCUAACCCCCCACUUCUCCCCCAUCCCCCACUCUCUCCUCGCGCCCCCUCCUCUCGGCCCCGAUCUGGAUCGGGGGCAGGCGACCCCGUCGCCCCGCUUCUACCUCACCGGCGUCGCCUCCUCGACCUCCUCUCCGCCGGAAACGGCCCGAGCCCGGAGCCGCUCGACCCCAACGCCGGCACCUCCCCCGAAAGACGCCGCCCCGUGCUCGGCUUCCUCAGCCCCGCCGUCGCCGACCACCGUCGUCGCCCGGAGCCCCACUCCUCGCCGGACAUCCCCGACCGCCUCCCCGCCAUCCUCUCCGCCGCUCGUCCCCGUCCUCCUCCUCAACCCUCACUGCCCCGUUCCCUACGAAUCGUGAUGCUGGAGCCCAGGAGCUUGACGCCACCGUUGAUGAUGACUCCUACUACACCGGAGGUGCCUACUACUACAUGCCUGACGACGACCAGGAGUAGUUAGGAGGAUCCCAGGCAGGAGG